Messenger RNA from Aspergillus ruber CBS 135680, 343 nucleotides. RefSeq lists its product as uncharacterized. NCBI's taxonomy places the organism in Eukaryota, Fungi, Ascomycota, Eurotiomycetes, Eurotiales, Aspergillaceae. The record is from RefSeq and is a predicted model, not a curated record. The transcript has a single exon. The coding region runs from base 90 to 311 and encodes 73 amino acids.
GUAGACAUAUAGCUAGCCUUAGCCGAUAGGCACCCAAUUCAUCCAACUAACAACACACACCAAAAUCCCCGCAUAGUCACGUGAGACUGAUGUGGUUAGGUCUAACAAUUUCAUGGGUUCUGAGCACAUUCAUUCCUACCAGGUCCCUUCAGCCUUUCGGGAUCUCUCCCAAAGCUUCCCUUUGGCUUCAAUAUAUUCCUGUCACAUUGCUCUGUAUGUCCAUGGUCUCGUCUAUACUAGCUAGUAUUAAGGAAACCCAGUUAGCAAGCGCAACAAAAAAAUGGGAUGGGACGUCCAAGACAAGUUCAUAAUACGAUAUUAGAACUCUCAUUGAGGAUUAUCC